Molecule: messenger RNA, 3276 nt
Organism: Pseudozyma flocculosa PF-1
Lineage: Eukaryota; Fungi; Basidiomycota; Ustilaginomycetes; Ustilaginales; Ustilaginaceae
Exons: 1
Coding region: 1-3276 (1091 amino acids)
Biological process (GO): regulation of DNA-templated transcription
Cellular component (GO): nucleus
Source: RefSeq, a predicted model, not a curated record
AUGUCGGAACCCUUUGACUUUGACGCCUUCAUCGCGUCGCCUUCUCAGGCCGAGAGCACCCUCCAGACCCAGGACCGCAACGCGUCCAACAAGGCUGCGCUCGCUGACGGCGCCGGCGGCGACAUGCUGUCCUCUUUCAGCGACCAUGGCUUUGAUGGCGGCGCCGGCAUCGGCAACGCGCCUUCCUACGGCCAGGGCCUUGACGCCUCGACCGCCGCCGGCUCCAACUACCUGUCACAGGCCGACGCCAUGAUGUACGGCACCUUUGGCGAUCCCAUGGGCGGCGACAUUAUGCACAGCUGGGACUUCAACACAGUCGGUGGUGUCGACGGCGGCAGCAACGCGACUGCCGACGCCAACGGUCUCGGCAACAACGGCGGGGUCGACUUCGACUCCUCUCACGGUGUGGGAAACACCCACGCUGGCGCCAACGCCAUUGCCGGCGUUUCUCACGGUGGAGGUGCUGGUGGCCAUACCCAUGCGUCCGCGCCGAUGGCAGCCGGCCUCGACGCCGCCAACAUCGCGACCGCCGACAUCGACCCGGCGCUCGAGAUCCGCAAGCAGGCGGCUGCCAACUACCGCAACAGCAUCGCCGCACACCACUCCCAGCUCCUCACGUCCGGUAGCGGCGCUCGACCGGCGAUGCCCGGUGUUGCCCCGAACGGGCCGCUGCGCAGCGCUCUCACGGUGCCGCGCGUCACCAAGGUCAAGCGGCCGGGCCUCCAAGGCCCUCACGCCAAGGCCGUCACGGUCGCCGCCGGCGCCCGGCCCGGGCUCACAUUGCAGGAGCGACGCCGCAUGUCGCGUCAGAUGGCCAAGCAGGCUGUCCAAGCUGCGCCCCACCACAGCGACGCCGGCGCCGCUUCCAACGUCAAUGUCUCGGGGCGGGGGGCCAAGCGUGGCAUCGACACCGACAGUGGGCUCCCCAGCGGUGGCGCCAGCGCGACUUCGAUGCAGGCCUAUCCCUCCGUUGGUUCCGACGGAAGGUCCAUGUCGCACCCGCACGACGCAGCCCGCCUGCGCGAGCCCUCGUAUGCGGCGCCUCCGUCGACGGGUCCUCCAUCGGCCGUCUUCACGGGCCAGUACUCGACCAACACCGGCGACGAGGUGCCCACGGCCAACCGCUACUCGUCUUCGGGCAUCGACGUCCUUGGCAUCCUCUCGCGAGCCAUUGCCCGGCCCAACCCGCGCAUCUCGCUCGGGCCCGUGGAUCUGUCAUGCUCCUUCACCAUCUCGGACGCCCACCACCCUGAGCAGCCCCUGCUCUACGCCAGCGAGACCUUCUGCCACCUGACGGGCUACUCGCUCAACGAGAUCGUCGGCCGCAACUGCCGCUUCCUCCAGGCACCCAACGUGCCGAUCGAGCGAGGCUCGGAGCGGCAGCACACCGACAACCGCGCCGUCGAGCACCUCAAGCGCCACCUCAGCACGCUGCGCGAGUGCCAGGCCAGCCUGAUCAACUACCGCAAGGACGGCACGCCGUUCAUCAACCUCGUCACCGUGGUGCCCGUGUCGUGGUCGAAUCCGAACCAGGUCGACUUUUUCGUCGGCUUCCAGGUCGACCUCGUCGAGCAGCCGGGCGCGAUCCUCGAGCGCAAGGACGACGGCUCCUACGUCGUCAACUACCGCUCGAUCAACGACCCACCGCCCUCGGCCGCCGCCGCGGCGGGAGCCGAGGACCCCGCCAAAGAUGCCAACGCCGAGGCCAACAAGCAGGCCGCGAUCGCCAAGGACAUCCUCGACCUGAUCCACGGCAACGGGCCCUGCGACGCCAAGCACUGGUCGCGCGUGCUUCUCGAAAACUCGCACGACCUCAUCUACGUGUUGUCGCUCAAGGGCACGUUCCUCUACGUUUCGCCGUCGGUCGAGCGCAUCCUGGGCUUCACGGCCGACGAGGUGAUUGGCAAGUCGAUCAGCGAGUUCUGCCACCCGAGCGAUGUGGUGCCCGUCUUCCGCGAGCUCAAGGACUCGACGAGCAACGCCAGCAUCGCUGCGGCGGCGUCGCGCUCGCUCAAGCACGACGGCGUGGCCAACCCGAUGACCAAGGGCGGCGGCGGUCAGGCGGGCCCCAAGGUCAACCUGAUCCUGCGCAUGCGCCACAAGCACGACGGCCACCGCUGGAUCGAGAGCACCGGCAAGCUGCACCUCGAGCAGGGCAAGGGCCGCAAGGUCGUCAUCUCGAGCGGACGUCCGCGCCCCGUCUACAACCUGGCGUGGGAGCACGUCCGCAGCAGUGCCGAGCUCGGCGAGCCGUCGUUCUGGACCAAGCUCUCGAUUGACGGCAUCGUCCUCAGCACGACGGGCGCGGUCCGCGACGUGCUCGGGUGCGAGGACAAGGCGCUGUUUGGGCGCCACGUCCUCGAGGUGACCAACUACGAGGCGGCGCCGUCGAUCCUGCAGGCGCUCCGCAGCAGCCAGUCGAUGACCGUCUCGCACCUCAUGGGCGACGGCAAGGCCAACUCGACGCCUGUCUUCACGUCGUUCUUCCCGUCGUCGGCGGCCGCGGGCCCGGCCCUGCCCACGGUGUUCGUCCACGUGCAGCGCGCCGCGCCCGAGAGCUCUUGGAUGAUCCCCAACGUGGCGUACCCCAAGGGCGGUCCGCAGCCGGCGUUUGACGCGACGGGCACCAGCGUCGACUCGCUGACGUCGGUGUUUGCCGAGCUGUCGACGUACCGCAGCAGCUCGUGGGUGUUUGAGAUGCACCAGCUCAAGAACGUCAACCGGCGGCUCAAGGACGAGAUCCGCGCGCUGCGGCGGCAGAGCCGCGACGCGGGCGCCCUGGGCCAGCAGACGCCCCUGGUCAACGUGGUGGGCCAGAGCCCGUCGUCGUCGUCGCUGAUGCGCCAGAACAGCAACUUUGCCGAGAUGAUGCAGCACAUGGCGCCGCCGCCCGGCGUCGUCGCGGCGCCCGACGCCAUGUCGGCGAUGGGCUCUGGCACGGGUGCGCCGAUGACGGUGGGGCAGAGCCCGAUCAAGCGGCGCCCCGACCACGGCUACGGCCACCGGCAGCACCUGCGCCCGACGCCCCACGUGCUGCCGUACAUGCACGGGUCGAGCAGCACGGAGCGGAGCAGCAGCUCUGGGUCCGACUUCAGCCCGUUCCCCGAGCGCAUCGUGCAGCGGCGCUCCGGGUCCGGGUCCGGCGACGGGUCAGACGAGACGGGCAUCACGACGGCCAACAGCUCUGGCAACACGUCGGAAAAGGAUCCCGGCAGCAGCGGCAGCGGCAGCGGCAGUGGCAGCGAGACGCGACGCGGAUCGACCGAGGAGCAGUAG